This is a messenger RNA of Necator americanus (New World hookworm), 663 nucleotides long. RefSeq lists its product as uncharacterized. Bases 1 to 663 code for a protein of 220 amino acids. Lineage: Eukaryota; Metazoa; Nematoda; Chromadorea; Rhabditida; Ancylostomatidae. The transcript is spliced from 3 exons. The record is from RefSeq and is a predicted model, not a curated record.
AUGAACAACAUCGUUGAGCUGAGAUGUGCCGACGGUGCGACACUGAUGACGACGAAGGAGACGCUGGCACGUGCUCCCUAUUCUAAGUUGAGCACAGAUGAAACUGUUACGGCCACUUCCGACGCGAAAAUUAUCGCCAUUAUGCUGGACGCUCUUCGACGGAGCGAUCAACGACUGAUAGUGCCAGAUGACUUUGACGACUGGAGCCGAUUAGCAAAUGAAGCACGGCGCUUAGGACUUUUCCAAAUUGCGGAGAACGCAUCGCCGUGUACAAUUUGUGUCGCUUGUCAUGUCGCUUUAUCCGCUGGUCGACUGAAUCCCGAAGUGACAUUUCGAAAGCUCUCACGUAUUGUUGUUACUGGAAAAGUCAGUGUCUGUCGUGCCGUGUUUGGAUCAAGCCUUAACGAAGCACGCGAUGGUGGCGGCACGGACUUCGAACAGGAUCGCUACACUUCGAGGUUUUUCCUGAAGCACAGCAACCUUGAACGAGCAUUUGACGCAUUAGCGGCAUGUGGAUUCAGACUACGCCACUGCAAUACGUUUGCACCGUCUUCGUUGAAACAAAAUACUGGCGAUGAUUCUCAAUUCCUACACCAUUCUCAAUACGUGUUCGUACGAGAACCACAGCAGAAAGCAAAAAUUUGGAUUGUACUAAUGGAGUAA